Molecule: messenger RNA, 6455 nt
Organism: Hemiscyllium ocellatum (epaulette shark)
Lineage: Eukaryota; Metazoa; Chordata; Chondrichthyes; Orectolobiformes; Hemiscylliidae
Product: BCL2/adenovirus E1B 19 kDa protein-interacting protein 3-like
Exons: 6
Coding region: 188-802 (204 amino acids)
Biological process (GO): defense response to virus; mitochondrial outer membrane permeabilization; positive regulation of apoptotic process
Cellular component (GO): mitochondrial outer membrane; nucleus; mitochondrial envelope
Source: RefSeq, a predicted model, not a curated record
CUCGGCGCCCCCCCCCCGAAAUCCGUGUGGAACGACCGGAGCAUGCGCAGUCCGGCUGGGUGGGAGCGGCCGAAGGCUCGCGCAGGGACCGUUGGAAAAUUCAAACGGUCGGAGUCGGCAAACGGCGCUCGGUCGGAGUGACGGCUGGCCGCCUGCAACAACAAAACUCUUCAAAAUAACAGAGAAAAUGGCAGCUGCGCGACAGCCCAACGGCGAGGACGCUGGCCUGAACGGCUCCUGGGUGGAAUUGCAGUUGAAAAGCAAUGGGAAUGAUAAUGGCACCAGCCGCUCUGGAGGACUGGAGCAUGUGCCCUCAUCUUCCUCCAUUCAUAAUGGAGACAUGGAAAAAAUACUUCUGGAUGCUCAGCAUGAAUCGGGUCAGAGCAGUUCUCGAGGAAGCUCCCACUGUGAUAGCCAAUCCCGCCCCCAAACACCUCAGAUGGCUCAAGCAAUCUUCGAACUAGAGCUGCAGCGGAACAGAGACAGUAGCUCUCAGUCUGAAGAUGAUUGUUUGGAAAGAGACCAAGAAGUAGAAAUCAUGAUCAAAAGGAGCGCCGAAUGGAUAUCUGACUGGUCAAGUCGACCUGAAAACAUUCCACCAAAGGAGUUUCAUUUCAAACAUCCAAAACAUUCAGUUACUCUCAGUAUGAGAAAGACUGGAGCAAUGAAGAAAGGCGGUGUAUUUUCAGCUGAAUUUCUGAAGAUUUUCUUUCCAUCUUUGCUGCUAUCUCAUAUUUUGGCUCUUGGCCUCGGAAUCUACAUUGGAAAAAGGCUGACAACGUCUUCAUCAAGCACAUUCUGAGAUCCAGAAUCACAGUUAUACAUAACCUGUGAAAUUAUGUGGCUGCUCCAUUAGUACUUUAGAAUUGGAGGAAGAAGGAAACCCACUUCAAGCACAAAACAUCCUAUUCCAAUAUGUUUUCCCUUUGAAGAAAGUGCUUGGCCACCUGAGCACGGACUUGGCCGAACAUUGUUUGCCGUGAAUUUGGGACUACUUGAGCUCUGUGUACGAAGUGACAGCAGCCGAAUUUGUUUCAAUUAAUAGUUUGCUUCACCAGCAAACGCUCAUUCAAGGAGCAGUCCCACUAGUUGGAUCAAAUCGCAAAAUCUGUGCGGUUAACACAAAGUAUCGGUGGGGAUGGGUGGGAAUUCUUUUUUCAGCCUUAUUUAAUCAACAAAGCUGGAGAAGGAAUAGAGUCGAUUCACCAUCUCUUUGGCAAGAGAAAGUAUUUAAUCUGCUAUCAACAAAACUGAAAUAACAUGCUGUUUGGAACAGUGACAGGUGGAUUUGUUUUUAGAUUGUAACAAUAAACAUUAUUUGAUUGUUAAUCUUUUCUUAAAUUUGACGUUUCCCUCAACCCCGAUAAGAAAUUAGUUUGCAUACCAUCCUCUCAUGUUCACAUCCUCCAAGCCAGGAUGGUUGGCAUGUAGUUGGACUCUUCUCUGAGCAAAGUUCUCUUAGCUUCUCUGAGCAAAAUUGUUUCUUCUUGGUUUGUUUUUGGUGUUGAAUUGGAAGCCAGUGUUUGUGAUUCAUUGUUUGACCAUCCUUUACAUUUCCAAAGAUAGUGCUAAGAUUAUGUGCGACGUGCUUUUCAUGUCGCACAUAAACUUAGCAGCAAUCUUUUUGAUCCUAGUGUGUUGCUCUAAACUCCCAAGAAUGUUCAGAAUGUGCAGAAGUCAUCAUCUCAUUUCAGCUUCACCUUGUCUUGCUAAUAGGUGCUGUAGCUUUCUAACGAAGAGUAAGCUUAUUCAGCCCAGACUGUUAAUUGUAUGAAGAAUAAAGAUCUGAAUUUUCAGCCAUCCAAAAGGAAUUAUGCAGACCAGAGGAGAAUUUGCUGUUAACUCUGGAUCUCCUGAAAUGCAAUCAUGUUAGUCUGUCUAUCUUGGACGAGAUGUGGGAAGUAUCUCGUGAAACCAAUUUGCCAUCUUUGUUUUUGUUCCAGUCCUUUAAUAGGAAGGAGAUUGGUACAUUGAAAACACCAUUUCAGUAACCUUUUUAGGUUUCAGUUUGUUGCUUUUGGUGCAAUGCAGUUUGGAAAUUCUGUUAAGGGAAUGCUUAUUUGUGAACUGAAUGAAGUUUAAGAUAGCUUGGCUUUUUGUGUCUGGUAUCUGAGAUCAUGUUCAGUUUAUUUGAUGGGAUUAGUAGGUUAUGGUUAGAAGGACUUUUAAUGUGUAUGACAUGCAAUUGCCUGAAUGUCUUUACUCGAUUUACAGUCUUGCUCAGACCAUGUUGACGAAAACCAGGCAAAUAUCAGUGUGUGACUAGAGAGGCAUUAGAAGACUGAAAACAAUGGAGACCAAGCUCCACUGUGCGCCUGAAGCAAGGCUUGAUGCUCACAUGAUCGUGAAAAGUUUUCCAUCUCCCAGCUUGAAUAUAUCACUUUGGAAACUUUGCUCAUGAAGGCAUCAAAUGAAGCAAAGUAACAGCUUUGAGAUUGAGAUGUAGAAGUGAUGCUGUAUUGCACACGACAAAAUGUACUUGGGUGCAAUUUUGUCUUUCACGAAACUCUUGAAAUUGCUCCUGAUUUUGUACAGUUCCUGAUAACUAAAAGUUGAAACAGAAUUGCUUAAAGAUCAUUGAAAAAUGUACUCGACUGAAACUGUUUUUGAGGGGACAGAAUCUUCAUCAAUUUACCUGCUUGUAGCCAAGAAAAGAUUGUUGCAUAUGGAGCAUGUAUUCUUUUCUGGACCCAUCCGAGCUCUUCUGAUCACCCAGUUUACUCCCUUCACUUGAAGGGAAGCCAUGGGCAGUCCUAGAAAUAACUAUUCGUUUAACUUGUGGAAACGUGGCUUUAAAGUAUCAUGUUUUAGAAGGUCAAUCCAAUUGUCUCCCAAUUAAGAGUGGAUGUUGUUCCAUUUUUAACAUGAGUGCAACAAACCUCUUAAAACCUGAUCUGGAGAACAGCUGUUUGGACGGACCUGAAAAAUGAAAUGCACACUUCCACAAUUGUAUUCAGUGCACGCAGGCACCAAAUUUUAUGUAAAAACUAUCAAUUUAAAACUAUUUUUGUUAAUUUUGCAAUUGGGUCAGGAUUUGCAAGGUGCAUCUGUUCAAUGCAAUUGAGUCAAAAUGAUUAUGGUACUCUUGGUAUGCAAAUUUAUGUAAAAAGUAUUUCAUAACCAUUUUUGUUCCAUUAAACUCAUAAAUACAAGUCUGUAUUCUUUGCAAAUCUCUACCUCAAUCUCAAAUUUGUUGUCAUUUAAACAACUUAAUUCAUGCACCUAAAGCAGCAAAAUAUCAAGGGGGAAUUGAUGGCUGAAUGGUAUUAUUGAUAGACUAUUAAUCCAUGAUCCAGGUAAUGUUCUGGGGGCCCAAGUUCGAACACCUCAAAGCAGAAAGUGGGAAUUGAAUUCAAGCAAGAAAUCUUCUGUCUAAUGACCACAAAAACAUGUUGGAUUGUGAUUUGCGAAUGUGCCUUGGAGAAGGAAACAGCUGUUCUUUGCUUUUCUGGCCAAUGUGGAUCUUGGGACUUGGUUGAUUCUGAGAUGGGCAAUAAAAGCUUAAUUGGCCAGUGAUAUGCACAUCCUGUCAAUGAAUUUUUAAAAAAAAUGAUGGUGGAACUCCAGGCUUUUUUGAGCACAGAGUAGAAUUCUGAUUUGCUUGAAGGAAACUGCAUGAAGCCUUUUCAAGAUAAGUUUGUCUUCACUGUGCACUAAUUGAAUGGUUCCAAGAACUCUUUCAAGGGUAAAGAAAAAGCUUGAAACUUAUGAUUUAAAAAUGUUUUCUUUUUAUGCACGUUUAUGACUAGCAGUCUUUGCACAAAUAUGAGCCUCUACUGAGAAGUGGUAUGGUGACUUAAGACAGCUUGAUUGGUUUUUUGAAUGAUGCACCUUUCAGCCAGGAUUACUGAUAAACAUCACAUAUGGAUCCUUUGUCUUAUUGCUCCCCGUUUGAGGGUAUUGGUAAUGCUUCAGCUCAUAGUUUGCUGAUAUCAGCUGAGUUCAUUUAGACCACAGCAUUGAAACCUCCAUAUCACUCAACACUCUUGUGCUGUUUUUGCAAUUAGUCAUAUUCAUGUCUUAAGACUGGAUAACAAGUUGAAUGAUAUGUACUUUUUGAAGAUUCCUUGACAGUGCUGUAUUUGAGUAUUAGAAUUUGUGAUUAAUUUUUAAUAAUUUUCAUCUUUAAAGACAGAAUAUUCUUCAUAAUUAGAUAACCUAGUUAAAUCAAUGAAGCAGCAUUGGUGUGGUUAAGGUGGUCUGCUUGAAAUUCAUUGAUUUGUUUUCAACAUUCUUUUGCUGCUCAGAAUGAAACAAAAAUAUUGUCUCGGUUUAAACAAUGUUGAACAACAGAUGAUUUUCUUGUUGGCUGAAAAACUGUAGCAUAACAAAGUGUACAAAUGGAUUUCCAGGCCCUACUGCUUCGUACUGUACAUUGUGUCAUUAAAUCGGAAACAUGGAUUGAUAGACUAUUAAGUUUGUGCUGUGCUUUGUGUUAUCAAGUUCACAAAGUGAAUGCAGAAGGCACUGGAGUAGGAAAGCCAUGCAGACCAGCAAAGUUCCAGGUUCAAGAUCAAAUCUUUGGCAAGACAAGAACUGUUUGUAAUUAACCCCUGGUAUUGAAAAGGACCAAUAUACGUCUCAAACGCAUGAAAUGAGAAUUGUGUGCACAAGUUGUAUGUGUUGAAAUAAUGCUUGUUUUGGAAUUGGCUCAAGUUGCCAUUUAAACAUACAUGCAUAUUGCUGAAAAGUAAAAUCUUAGAACAAAGACUAUCCAAUCUAAAAUGACUUUUGGAAAACAAAUUGAAUUAAAGAAUGUAUGUGGUUUUAUGAAUUUGGGUCAAACAAUUGAAAAUGACGUUAGAAAGUCUGCAUUGAGCUCCUGACUUGAUUAUAUGAAGUCAGUUUUUGAGUAAGGUGAGUUUUUUAAAUGCCUUUGACUUAAUUUUAAUGUGUUUCAAUGUUUGCAAACAAUACUUGUUCUGAAAACUUUGCAUUUAAUUGGUUGCAAGCUGGGCCCAUGCAUGAUUUAUUUGAAACUAGUGUCUUGAUUGUAGAAACUGUGUUGAAGAUGAUUGUCUCGUAAAAUUCCUCCAUUGUCUUUGCUUUAGACAAUUUUCUUUGGCACUAUCAGGAUAUUCCUAUAUCCAAGCAGGAAGUCUGUUCUUUUAGUUCAGAGAGAGAUGGAAGGAAAAACUUUUGUAAGGAAGUAAACUUCCAGAUAAUAUUUCCUCCUUGAUGUUUAAGACUUUAACUGGGUUUUCAGAAAUUGGUAUCUUUAUGGUUUGAAGUCACUGUACAUUUGAAGUUAGAAUUGUGUUUUUUGCCAGUUUUUCUCGGUUGUUGUCAGCCAAAAUGGUGUAUGAUGUUGGAUAUUGCAAGAAUGGCCAUUGCAGACUGUUUAAUCAGAAGGGUAGUAAGGCCAGGCAAGUUGAAAGUUGUUCAGGAUGGUCUGUCAGAUCCUUGGGUUGAAAAAUAGAGGCAUUUAAUGUAAAAGCAAGGAAGUGAUGCUACGUGUCUACAAAUCAUUGGUUAGAGCGCAUUUCGAGUAUUGUGUUCAUAUCUGGGCACAUUAUUUAGACAAACAUGUUGAAGACUUGAGAGGGUUGCAAAGGAAAUGUAGUCGAAUGAUAACAUAGUGGGAUUUAGAUUCAAGGCAAGAUCAGAGAAAUUGGGCUUCCUCUCCUUGGAGAAGAAAAGAUGAAAAAGUAAUUAUUAGAAUUAUGUACAUUUCAGACGGUAAAGAACUGUUUCAGUUGGAGGUCACAAUUUCAAGGUUGUUGGCAAGCCAGCUGGAAGUGACAGGAUAAGAAACUUCAUUCAUCAGAGUUGUUAGGAUUUGGAAUUCACUACUUGCAGAAGUGGUUGAGAUUGUUUCUACAGGAGGUUUCAAAAAACCUGAAUAUAUAGAUGAAGGUGUUAAAUUUAGAGAGCUACACAGGUAGGACUGGAGUUGGGGUGAACUGGGUAGGUUUUUGGGAGUGGGUGCAGAUACGAUUGGCUGAAUGGCCGCCUCCUUUCCUGUAAAAUGCAAUAAUUCCACCAGAAAAAUUGAAAGCUUUUCACCUGUGCUGUAAAAUGUAGAAACAAUAGAAAUUUUAGGUCUUCUGUGAUGAGCACCUCCAUAUACCAAAUAAAGUAUACAAUAGUGAGAAUGUUUCCCUUUUGAAAUGUCCCAGGAAAUGGUCAGGUUGACCACAGUCAUAUGUUUGACCACAAACGUGAUUUUGUGCAAUUGAAACAGUUGAAGUACAAUCACCAGUAGAGGUCACUGCAGAGUUGAGGCUGUGAAAACAUCAAGUUUCUCUCUCUGCUUCUAAGACUGGCUAAUGUGGUUCAGUGGAUUUUAACUAUCCUGAAUCCUGGCAGUUGCUCAGAGUGGCUGGUGACAGAAUCCUUUCUCCUCUGAAAUAUAUAGUCACUAAGUAUGAUUUCUGUCUUGAUUUGUGAUAUCCUUGUUACAAGUAAUGAAUGGUGACUUAAAUAUUUGAAAAUAAAAUAUUUCUGCAGCUCUU